UAAUACAAAUAGCCGAGAAUUGGCACACACCUGAAGCUAUCCAGCAGAACCGACGACGACGACGACGGAGGAGGAGGAAGAACGAAGAAGAAGAAGAAGAAGAAGAAGAGGAAGGAAGAAUCGACCCUCGGAUUUCGCCAUAGAUUCUAGCUUCCUCUUCCGCUUCCGCGCGCGUAUAAAUCUCAGCAGGACUGUACUCGUAAAUGGGGAGCCGUGGCCAGAAGCGAACUGAAGUAGUUGAGGAUUUUCCUGCUGAUAAGCGUGCUUGUAGUUCCUUGGAUUUUAGACCCAGUUCUUCGAGCUUGCCGAUGGAGAACCAAGUAGAGUCUACCAGCUCGAGGUUGGAAUCCCAUGAGACAGACAUGGACACUGCCUCGACUGCUUCAGCGUCCAGUCAUUCCGAGGGUGAGCCGGAAAAAGAUUCGACGUGCGGGUCUUGUGAUUCCGAUGAUGUGGACCCCCGGUAUGGGGGUCUCCGUGAAUACCAUCGGAGUCGGUCAUUCGGUGACCAUUCCAAAUUCAAGAAGAUUCUAUCGAGCUUGACUGAAGAAACUGAACCUUCGGGGCAAUUGGCUGUGCUUACUGAGCUAUGUGAAGUUCUGUCAUUCUGUACAGAGGAUUCGCUUUCAAGCAUGCUGGCUGAUGCAUUCUCUCCAAUUCUUGUAAAGCUUGCGAGGCAUGAGAGCAAUCCAGACAUAAUGCUAUUGGCUUCAAGGGCUAUAACUUAUCUUUGCGACGUAUUUCCUCGAUCAUCGGCACUCCUAGUUAGGCAUGAUGCAGUUCCUGCUAUUUGCCAACGAUUGAUGGCAAUUGAGUACUUGGAUGUUGCUGAACAGUGUUUGCAAGCCUUGGAGAAAAUAUCUCGAGACCAACCUCUUGCCUGCUUAGAGGCUGGUGCUAUUGUGGCUGUGCUUAAUUUUAUUGAGUUCUUUUCAACAAGUGUGCAGCGAGUUGCUCUCUCUGUUGUCGCGAAUAUCUGUAAGAAACUUCCAUCUGAUUGCCCUUCACUUUUCAUGGAUGCUGUUCCUAGUCUCUGCAACCUUCUUCAAUUUGAGGAUCAACAGCUUGUUGAAAGUGUGGCAUUCUGCUUAACUAAGAUAACUGAGAGAGUUAGUCAGAACCCGGAGAAGUUAGAUGAAUUGUGCAAGCAUGGAAUGAUCAACCAAGCCCUACGUCUUAUCAACUUAAAUAGCGGAACCACUUUAUCCCUGCCAGUUUAUAAUGGAAUCAUUGGGAUGCUUGUGAAACUUUCUUCUGGUUCAUAUCUUGGUUUCAGAACUCUCUAUGAACUUAAUGUAUGCAUCAUUCUGAAGGAUAUAUUGGCUACUUACGAUGUUCCCCAUGGAGUGUCAUCUCCUCGUUUGGCUGAUGGACACGGUAUUCAGGUACAAGAAGUUCUGAAGUUGCUAUAUGAGCUUCUCCCCUCGCUGGCCAAUAACGAGGAUUUUCAGCAAGUAUCUGAAAAGGGAGCUUUUUUAUGCAGUAACCCUGGUUUUCUGCGGAUGUUUGGAGUGGACAUACUUCCAUUACUGAUUCAGAUGGUUAAUUCUGGCGCAAACAUACGUGUUUGCUAUGGUUGCAUAAUAAUCAUCAACAACUUGUUAUCUCUGAGCACAUCUGAUAUUCUUGCUGAAGUGCUGACAAACUCAAAUUUUUCAAGCUUUUUGGCGGGAGUGUUUACGCGCAAGGAUCACCACGUAUUGGAUAUAGCCCUUCAAAUUGCUGAGUCAAGCUUGCGAAAGCUCGGUGAUAUGUGCUUGAAGUCUUUCAUCAAGGAAGGUGUCUUUUUCGCUAUUGAUGCCCUAAUAACACCAGAAAAAUGCUCGCAUAGAUUGUUUCCAGUCUUUAGUGGCAAUCAGCUCUCAGUUGAUUCCAGUCAAAAGCCAGCUAACAAGGGAGUGCUGAGAUGCUUAUGUUAUGCCUUUGAAAAUGAUCAUUCUCCUUCAGCUUCGGAAACGAGAACUUGCAAGCUUGCUCUGGAUACCAUUCAUCAACGGGCAAAGGACAUAAAAACUAGCUUCUUCUCUCCUGAGCUUUGUGAUUCUGAGGAAGCUCUGACUGAUAUCCUUCAAAUGCUCAAAACUUUGGCUACUUCAAUAAAUGAUCUGAUGAACAAGCCCGUUGAUGAAUCCUCUUUACAGCAUGAGGAGAAGUUUCAUUCCAUUUUGCAUCAAAUAGCAGUGAAGCUCAACGGUAGUGAACCCAUUUCCACUUUUGAAUUUAUUGAGAGUGGCGUUGUUAAAUCUUUAGUGAAUUACCUAUCCAAUGGCUUGUCAACAAGUGAUGAGGUUGAACUGGAUGACAAAGUUGGUCACUUGCUUGUCAUUGAGAAACGACUGAGAGUUUUUGGAAGGUUAGUAUUUACUGCCUUGGAUUCCCUUCAUGGGGAUUUGCCCAUGGUGAUUUUGAUACGGAAACUGCAAAGUGCACUGUCCUCGCUGGAAAACUUUCCCGUCAUUAUAAACAAUUCAACCAAGCAAAGAAACUCGUUUGCUAUGGUCCCCAAUGGACGUUGCGUAUCACAUCCAUGUCUAAGAGUUCACUUUGUGAAGGGAGAAGGGGAGGAAAGCCUAUGUGAUUAUUCUCAGGAUGUUCUAACAGUGGAUCCUUUCACACCUUUGAAUGCCAUUGAAAGGUUUUUAUAUCCCAAGGUCAAGAAAAGUGAGCAUGUGGAGAAAAAUGCACUUGUUGAACAGCAAAACUUACCUCUGAAGUUGCCAAUAAAUGCAAAUCUUACUUGUGGCGAAAGUUCCAAGCAUAUGGAAUUUCAUGGUAUGUCCACAGCUUUACAAGACCUGCAACAAGGUGAAGCCAACUUAUCAAAGUCUAUACAUGAUCAACCGGAUGUAGGACAACAGUCAAAUCCUGGUGAAACUUCAGAUGAACAGGAUUGUGCGGUCUCACAAUCCAAGGCUCCAGAGCCAGAUAUUAAUGGGUCAACUCAAAGUCCAUCCUCUGAAGAUGACAAUCCUUCGCCAAAAUUGUUGUUUUACUUGGAUGGGCAACAGAUUGAUAGAACACUUUCUCUUUAUCAAGUUUUUCUUCAACAACAAAUAAAAGUGGGAAAUGAGACGAUUGCCAGUGCAAAGUUGUGGAGUCAGGUGUUUACACUAACAUAUAAAAGGGCUGCUGAACCAAGACAAGAGUAUUCUCAAGAAUGCCCAUUCUCAGCUAGAAAUUUGCCUCUAUUGGAUAAAAAAGGGGUCCAUAUGCAAGGCAUACCAUGUUUCUCUUACUUAUUUGCUGGUAAACUCGUUUCGAACUUGGAGAAGCCCAGUCCUGUCUACGACAUCAUAGUCUUGUUAAAAAGUAUGGAAGCAAUGAACAGACGAGCAUUUCAACUGAUGUCUAUGGAAAGAAUGGCUGCUUUUGCUGAAGGAAGAAUGGACAACUUAGAUGAUCUCAAGUUCAUGGCUCCCUUGGUCCUGCAGAAUGAGUUUGUGAGCAGCAAGUUGACAGAGAAAAUAGAACAACAAAUGCGGGAUUCCUUAGCUGUUUCAACUGGUGGUAUGCCUUCAUGGUGUAACCAACUGAUGGAUUCAUGCCCCUUUCUAUUCAGUUUUGAGGCACGAAGGAAGUACUUUCACUUGUCUGCUUUUGGUCAGCUCCAGAUUCAAUCCGAUCCCUCAUCUCAUGGUAGUACAGGCUCUUCAACUGAUAGAAGGCGAAGUGCAAGUAGCUUGGUGCGAAAGAAGUUUCUAGUACAUAGAGAUCGUAUUAUGGACUCUGCCAUCCAGAUGAUGGAUUUGUAUGCCCGUCAGAGGGUAGCCCUUGAAGUUGAAUUUGAUGAUGAAGUCGGUACUGGUCUUGGUCCCACAUUAGAGUUUUACACCUUAAUCAGUCAUGAGUUUCAAAAGCCUGGCCUUGGUAUGUGGAGAGAGGAUCAUGGUUCAUUUUCAUCCAACAAGGUUAUGGAAACGCAUGGUUCAGAAAUGAUUCUCUCUCCUUUCGGACUUUUUCCCUGCCCCUGGGCUCCUGCUUUAUGUACAUCUGAAAAUGUAGAGUUUGCGGAAGUUAUUAACAGGUUCAUUCUACUUGGGAAGCUUGUGGCAAAAGCUCUUCAAGAUGGGAGGGUCUUGGAUCUGCAUUUGUCUAAAGCGUUUUAUAAACUAAUUAUUGGACAGGACCUUACUUUGUAUGACAUCCCCUCAUUUGAUCCUGAGCUUGGUAGGACUCUGCUAGAAUUCCAGGCUCUAGUUGACAGGAAAAGGUUUCUGGAAUCUGUUCAUGGUGAAAGCUCAACCCUCAGAAAUGACUUGUGCUUUAGGAAUAUCGCUAUGGAGGAUCUUUGCCUGGAUUUCACUGUUCCUGGUUAUACAAAUUAUGUUCUUUCAUCUGGACCUGACCAUAAGAUGGUAAAUAUGACUAAUCUGGAGGAUUACGUAUCAUUCGUUGUGGAUGCUACCACAAAUUCUGGAAUUUCAAGACAAGUAGAGGCCUUCAAAUCUGGAUUUAAUCAGGUUUUCCCCAUUAAGAAUCUUCAGAUUUUCAGUGAGGACGAACUAGAGCGCUUAUUAUGUGGAGAAAAUAAUUCUUGGGAGUUCAGUGAGCUCUUGGAGCACGUCAAGUUCGAUCAUGGGUACACCGCAAGCAGUACUCCGGUCAUCUAUCUUUUGGAAACCAUUCAAGAAUUUGACCGGGAGCAGCAGCGGUCAUUUCUGCAAUUUGUGACAGGAGCACCUCGUCUUCCUUCAGGGGGUUUAGCAUCACUCAACCCGAAACUGACAAUUGUUCGGAAGCAUUGUAGCAAAUCUGCAGAUGCUGAGCUGCCCAGCGUGAUGACCUGCGCCAACUAUUUGAAGCUACCGCCUUACUCUUCUAAAGAGAAGAUGAAGGAGAAGAUCUUAUAUGCCAUAAGAGAAGGCCAGGGGUCAUUCCAUCUUUCAUAGGCUGCAUAGCACCCAAGAUGAGUAUGAAGGAACGUGUAAAUUUGUAAUUAUUUAGGUUAUGGCUGACGUGCUGUAGAUAAAGAAAUGGGGGUGGUGAAGAAGCGUGCACUAAACCCAAAUGUCAAGCGAUUGGUCUCCAACAAGCAGAACCCUCGCUUCGCCGAACUACAUCACUGACCAGUAAAUUAGAGGAAGUGGUUUUGCGCAAGUGAUGGAACUGCACAGAAAAUGGUGGUGUCUUUUUUAGUUCUUAGUACAUUUUGUACAUAUUUUAUGUACAGAAACCAAUUUCAAGAGAUAGUGCCAUUUUUUGCUAGUAAUAUGAAAGUGCCACGGAAAUUGGGGAAAGCCAACGAGUUCAUCGGA
Eucalyptus grandis is the source of this 5255-nucleotide messenger RNA. Its product is annotated as E3 ubiquitin-protein ligase UPL4. Lineage: Eukaryota; Viridiplantae; Streptophyta; Magnoliopsida; Myrtales; Myrtaceae. The transcript is spliced from 17 exons. Gene Ontology annotation, biological process: proteasome-mediated ubiquitin-dependent protein catabolic process; protein polyubiquitination. Bases 204 to 4889 code for a protein of 1561 amino acids. The record is from RefSeq and is a predicted model, not a curated record. Gene Ontology annotation, molecular function: ubiquitin protein ligase activity; protein binding.